AUGGCGUUACUUUGUUCCAAACCCAUUUCUUCAUUGCCUAUGCUGGGGAAUGACGAGCCCCCCGCAAUGCAAUACACCCACACCCAAGACCUCGACAUUGAAACCGCCAUACUCAUCGCCCAACUCGCUCAAGAGGACAUCGAACAAGUACUAAGCACGCGCAAAGGCAAAGCCCGCGAAAACGCCCCCCUCACCGACGCUGAGCUCGCCUGUCAAAUGCAGCUGGAGAUCUUCCAGCAAGCGGUGGUAUUCUCGGAGGACGCGGUCCUCGCGCGAAGUAUAGAUGCUGCUGUGGCCGCUGAUGCGGCGUGCUUGGAUGCGUUUAGCGUCGUUGAGCAGGCUGCGUGUGCGGAUAGACGGGCGGCGGAGAUGCUUGCUCAGGGUGAACGGCUUCCUGCGAGAACUGAAGCUCAAUCCCGCGUUGCAGACCCGGAUUUUAGGAUGGAGCCUGUUAUACCCAGUGUUCCGGUAGACGAUUCUUUAGCACCAGAUACAAAACAUGGAGCAGAGUGUUCAAAUUCAAAAGCGGUGGAUGUCAAUCACACUGUAGAUAAGGCUCUAAAUCCUUUACCAAAACAAGAGGACGAUUCUCCAAGGUCUUGGAGAAAGACCGACUCUACUGCUACUUUUGCCACACUUUUCUCGGCUGCGCGGUGA
Molecule: messenger RNA, 657 nt
Organism: Psilocybe cubensis
Lineage: Eukaryota; Fungi; Basidiomycota; Agaricomycetes; Agaricales; Agrocybaceae
Exons: 3
Coding region: 1-657 (218 amino acids)
Source: RefSeq, a predicted model, not a curated record